Aplysia californica (California sea hare) is the source of this 856-nucleotide messenger RNA. RefSeq names its product BAI1-associated protein 3. The record is from RefSeq and is a predicted model, not a curated record. NCBI's taxonomy places the organism in Eukaryota, Metazoa, Mollusca, Gastropoda, Aplysiida, Aplysiidae.
AUGUGUAUCACUCUAAACAACAUAGAGCACGUGCGAAUGUUCCUGAGUGAGUUACCACAACGACUCAACUGGGAGGCCGUGACGUCAUCACUCAGCCUGAAACAUGAAAACCCCAUGGUAGGAGAGCGAGCACUUAGCACCCUGCAUCGACUCACACAAAACGCACACACGGACGUGCUACAGAUGAGCGCGAAGAUUCUCAAGUGUGUGGGAGAGAAAAUGUGUGUGGAGGUGAGGGGGAGGAUGGAGGAGUUCCUGGUUACUCGGCCCGACUCUGUAUCGGCCACGGACCGCGUCAUCAGCUACCUGACCACUAACCUGGACGUCCUCCGUGACCGACUGUCAGACACCAUCUACCCCCUGAUGGCCACACAGAUCUGGACACUGGUCAUCGACCUCUUUGACUCUCACCUGCUGGUUGGCAAACCUCCCGAGUACUACCAGAACCAGAAGAUCCAUCUCCGCGCCCUCAUCCAGUUUUUCCUGGACUGCUGGCCUGAAGGCACGCCCAUCACACAGGACACGCCCACAAUCCAAGACACGCCCAUCCCACGCGACACGCCUAUCUCUCAAGACACGCCCAUCAUCUCACAGGACACGCCCACAACCAAAGACACGCCCAUCCCAGAAGACCCACCUAUUACUCAGUACACGCCCAUCCCUCAAGACACGCCUUGCGCUCAGAUGCUGAUGGAAAGACUGGAAUUGAACUCCACCCCCACAGAGCAGCUGAUCCUGGACUACUACCUCCACCUGUCUGGCCACAUGGCCACCCCCCUAGACUAUCUGGGCCACCUGGCCCUCAAAGUGGCCUACAGGGAAGAAACUGGCUCUGUCGUCACUGUCUACCUUAACG